AUGGCGGCCGCCCCGGAGGAGACGGUGUCCCUGCGGCGCCUGGUCUCGCAGUGCGUGGACCUGGCCCAGCGCGCCGGCGCGCUGAUCCGGGGCAUUUCGGAGAAGGCGGCGACGGAGGAAGGAAGGGAGGCGCUGCGCUUGCACGACAAGGGCUCCGGCACUGGAAACUUCGAUCCGCAGACCGUGGCCGACCGCCAGGCACAGCGAUGCGUGGUCGAGAACUUGCGUGCCCUCUACGGCGCUUCCUUGCGGGUGGUGGGCGAGGAGGGCGAUCUGGGGCUCGAGGAUUCGGGAGAUGGCGAGCCCGUGGAGAUCCGCGAGCCCUCGGCGUCCCUGCUUUCGGAUGUCUGGCCGGAGGAGAGGGUUUUUAGGAGGGACGUGGUCCUACCUCUGUCGGAGCUCUGCAUUUGGGUCGACCCGCUGGAUGGUACUAAGGAGUUCACUCAAGGUCGCUACGAAUUCGUGUCCACCUUGAUCGGGGUCAGCCAGCUCGGUCAGCCCGUGGCCGGCGUCAUUUCUGAGCCCUACAACGUCGACCCAAAGGGAUCCCUUGGGCGCAUCCUCUGGGGGUGCUGCGUCGACCCUGGUGUGGCGGUGCACCUCUUUGGUGACGCCUCAUGGCAGCGUCCACCCCGACCCCCGGGGCGGUGCCUGACUCUGGUGUCGAGAUCGCGAACGGCCGGAGAGGUCGCCGAGGCACUGGAGCGACUGGGCGAGCCGGGCACCGCGGGGCCGUGGCCUCCCGGGGACGCCGGGCCUUUGGUGACCGGGACCUUGGAAACCGGGGGAGCUGGUCACAAGGUGGCUCGUGUGGUGGACGGAGCUGCAGACUUGUGGCUCUUUCCAAGACCGGGAACAUCUCGAUGGGAUACCUGUGCGGCGGAAGCGAUGCUGGAGGCUUGCGGCGGAGUGCUCAGGGACCGCAGCGGGGGCCGGAUCUGCUACGACCCCGACACCAGCAUGGGGAACUCGGAGGGCGUCCUCGCGGGGGCCGACGAGGCCAUCGUGGCCGCAGCCGUGCGCGUCUGUGCGACGCUGGACGUGGCCAAGGACAGCGCCGGCCGGCCGCUUCUGAGGCCCUGGCUGGAACAGGCGUUGAAGCUCCCGGAGAAGUCUUUGCGGGCUUUCUGCGUGGAGGAGGACUGCGUGAGGGGCACCCACGCCUCGGUCAUGCGCUUGAAGCUGUGCUUCUCCACCGAUGGAGUGCCGGUGCCCGAGGCUUUGAUCCUGAAGCGCGCUGCACCCCGUGACUCCCUGCACGUGGCCCUCUACACCCGGGAGUGCCUUUUCUUUGAGACCUGCAGCCCAAUGCUCCGGGAUCAGGGUGUGCAGAUCCCAGAGAUUUUCUACGAGGAGACGACGGACGGCGGCUGCUUCUUGCUUAUGGAAGAUCUCAUUGACAAGUCUUUCCACAAGGAGCCGGUGCUCGAAACGGAGGAGCUUGCUUCUGCUUUGGUCGGACUGGCAAGGCUGCACGGAUGCAGCUACGAGAGCGAGCUUUUCCUGAGCGCCGUUGCCGCCCUCCCCGAGGUACCAGACACGCAGCCCAGCGCCAAGCAGGCGGGUGAGCUUUGGAACAAGUUCUUGAGCUCCGUCCCCGGGAUGCGGGAGUCGGAUUCCCUGGCGGUGGUGCAAGACUUCGGCACGCGCCUUGCGGCCCUCAGCGAAAAGGCUCAGCAAGGCUCCAAGAAGUGUGUCGUCCACGGCGACUUCUGCUCCGAAAACAUUUUCCUGGACAGCAAAGGGGACACCCUCUUCAUCGACUUCAAGCAUGCCUCGAUCGGAUGCCCAUCAUCGGAUGUCGCCUGCCUACUCCUGAGCUCGGCCUUCCUCGAGGACCUGACGCAAGGAAAGCUCCUG
Molecule: messenger RNA, 1860 nt
Organism: Symbiodinium necroappetens
Lineage: Eukaryota; Dinophyceae; Suessiales; Symbiodiniaceae
Source: the annotation of a GenBank genome assembly